Molecule: messenger RNA, 6992 nt
Organism: Haliaeetus leucocephalus (bald eagle)
Lineage: Eukaryota; Metazoa; Chordata; Aves; Accipitriformes; Accipitridae
Gene: TOM1L2
Product: target of myb1-like 2 (chicken)
Exons: 15
Coding region: 27-1550 (507 amino acids)
Biological process (GO): signal transduction
Cellular component (GO): endosome; membrane
Molecular function (GO): clathrin binding; phosphatidylinositol binding; ubiquitin binding
Source: RefSeq, a predicted model, not a curated record
GGGCCGCUGUUUGUUGUCAUCCCAAGAUGGAGUUUCUGCUGGGGAACCCGUUCAGCACCCCGGUGGGGCAGAGCCUUGAAAAGGCCACAGAUGGCUCUCUGCAGAGUGAAGACUGGACACUUAACAUGGAGAUCUGUGACAUUAUCAAUGAGACAGAAGAAGGUCCAAAGGAUGCCAUUCGAGCACUGAAGAAGAGGCUGAAUGGAAACAAAAAUUACAGAGAGGUCAUGCUGGCACUGACGGUGUUGGAGACCUGUGUGAAGAACUGUGGCCAUCGCUUUCACGUCUUAGUGGCAAACCGUGACUUCAUAGAUGGUGUUCUGGUGAAAAUCAUCUCGCCCAAGAAUAAUCCCCCCACUAUUGUACAGGAUAAAGUACUAGCACUGAUUCAGGCUUGGGCUGAUGCCUUUCGAAGUAGCCCUGAUUUAACUGGAGUAGUGCAUAUUUAUGAAGAACUCAAGAGGAAAGGCAUAGAGUUUCCCAUGGCAGAUCUUGAUGCUCUAUCUCCGAUACACACACCACAGAGGAGUGUUCCUGAAGUUGAUCCUGCAGCAAAUAUGCACAAUUCACAAUCUCAGCAAAGGAUGAGCACCAGUUCUUACUCUUCAUCUUCUCCAACGGCGUAUUCUGCUCCUCAGGCCCCAGCUUUGAAUGUGACUGGUCCCAUCACUGCAAAUUCUGAACAGAUUGCCCGGCUGCGCAGUGAACUGGAUAUUGUUCGUGGGAAUACAAAAGUGAUGUCUGAAAUGCUGACAGAAAUGGUACCUGGACAAGAGGAUUCCUCAGACCUUGAGUUACUCCAGGAACUGAACCGAACCUGUAGAGCUAUGCAGCAGAGAAUCGUGGAGCUUAUCUCACGAGUGUCCAAUGAAGAAGUCACAGAGGAACUGCUGCAUGUGAAUGAUGAUUUAAAUAACGUCUUCCUCCGAUACGAAAGAUUUGAACGAUACAGAUCGGGACGUUCAACACAAAAUGCCAGCAAUGGAGUACUGAAUGAGGUGACAGAAGAUAACUUAAUAGAUUUGGGUCCUGGCUCUCCAGCUGUAGUAAGCCCAAUGGUUGGAAACUCAGCACCCCCGUCUUCACUUUCUUCACAGCUUGCAGGGCUUGACUUGGGUACAAACAGCGUCAGUGGCACACUCAGCUCUCUACAACAGUGUAAUCCUCGUGAUGACUUCGACAUGUUUGCACAGACAAGAGGCAGUUCCUUGGCUGAGCAGCGAAAGAACGUGACGUAUGAGGAUCCACAGGCUGUCAAAGGACUAGCAUCUGCCCUGGAUGUUCGAAAACAGAACACAGGAGGGAUCCCUGUUGCACAGUCCUCUGUCAUGGAUGACAUUGAGGAGUGGCUCAGUACCGACUUGAAAGGAGACGAACUGGAAGAAGGAGUGACCAGUGAAGAGUUUGACAAAUUUUUAGAAGAGCGAGCCAAAGCGGCGGAGAUGGUUCCCAAUCUGCCAUCCCCUCCCCUGGAAGCCCCCACCCCUCCAACAAAUCCUUCCAGCAGGAAAAAGCAAGAGCGCUCGGAGGAUGCCCUCUUUGCACUGUGAAGAUUGCUCUUAGCCGCCCUCCCACCCCCGUGCUCUGCAGGCGAAUGUCGCUGUACGGCCACUUUGUCCUCCCACCGUACUUGGCUAACAACAACCCCUUUCCCCCUGAUUUCAUAGAUUGCUUCUCCUUCCCCCCCUCCCCAAACAAUCCACCCCCACAAGCUGACUCUUUCUAUUUAAGUCCAACACUAUUCCUGCCAGACCACGAUUCUCCAGCACUCGCUUAAUCCCCUCCUUCCUAUCCCAGCUGCACAAAACCAGCUCUUGAUGCUGAAAACCCCUUUAGAAUGCAUGAGUACGUCACACUGUGUUGAAACAAAAGCCCAGAGGGGAGAGAGCAGCCUUGCCCUUCAAUUUAUGUGGGGAUCAUCCUCUUCUGUAGGCAGGUCCUGCCAAGUAGACUGCUCUGUCGAUCAGCAUGUAAUUGACUGAGCUGGAAUGUUCAGGAGGAGCGUGUCUUUAUUUUUAGAUAAAAUGUUAAUGUAUUGGCUUUCGUGUCGGAUUCGACAGCAAGGAACAACUGUUCCCCUUUCAACAUGUGCUUCACAAGUUAAAAUCCUUUACUCUCCCACUCACACAUCUCCUGGUACCAUAUGGUGGUCGCUUUUCCCCACUUUGUGCAGCGCUUCAUAUUCUAAAUCUCACAGGGUAUUUUUUUUCCUUGUGUUUUAUCUGGGCUUGCUCUAAUUUGAAAGCAGUCUGUUGGCCAUGUCCAGUAGCUCUGGCAGUUGAUGAGAAUGAAAAACGCUGAGCUAAAUGGAUGCUGUAACGUUAGCGCGUGAAGCAUUUUGCUCUUUGGGAGAGCAUUCUCACAUGAGGAUUUUUUCUAGUCUGUUUGCCUUUUAAAAUAGCUAGGUUAUUUUUUCCUUACCUUAGAUUCCUUCUUCAGUGACUGUAGAGCUCUGCAUUUGUCUCAGCUGUUGUUAAUAACAUCCAUACAGAUGGAUGGGACUUGCUCAUGGACUGGGUGUGAACUGAGGUUCCUGCAUUCCCUGCCAUGCCCGGUAGGAUAGACACACUGGUUCUUGGUGGUAGGUAUGAGAAAAAGAGGCAAACUUCACAGAGGCUUGUAUGAAAAUGCUGAGGGAGGUGGUUACUGUGGAGGGAUUAGCCAUGCCUGCCUGUGCUGGAGGUGAAACUCCUCAUUUCCUUCUAGGUUUGGGCCUGACAAAGUGUUGGAUGAUUGUGGCCGUGCUAUUUGUAAUUUCUGGAGUGUCCUUUGAUACCUCUGCCCCUUUAUUAACUCCCAGCUCCUACGGGGCUGCAGUGUCCCUCCUGUCUGUGCAAACAAGCAUAUUCCCUUGCUUGCCAGAGGCAUGGUCGAGAGUGCUGCUCUUCCUGGAGCUGCCAGAAGGGAUUCCAGCAUGUGUGCCUGCCUUGCUGGGCUGACAAGCAGAGCUGGAGCAGGCAGCUCCAGCCAUCGCUGCAUCCCCCAGCAUGUUCCUUGGUAGGAAGCCAGUGGCGCAAGAUGGCAGGAUCAAAGAGAGAGCUGAAUGCAUGGCAGGGAGAAUCUCCUGUCCUGACAGAGAGGCACUUUAUCAGAUGAACACCCAUGCAGGCAGCAGCGCUCCAGCCCCUCUUCCUCAGGGCGCUCAUUGUCUUAGGCAACCAGCCACUUUGUUCUGACUUGGCAUGUCUGAGCUUCCCGGGAUGCUGAUGUGUGUUAAGCUCCCUCAGAAGUUGUUCUAGACCAAGAAGCUGUGCUAUAAACAGCUGAUGUGAAAGCGAUAGAAGCUUUUCUCUGAGCAUAGUUAUUUCAGCUCAUAACGUACUCUCUAGGGUUUGCCACGCUUUGGUAGGUUGUGACACAUAAAACCUUUUACCAAAUGGCCCGAUUGCAGCACUGAUGGUCUUUGAGAGCAGUCACAUUAAUCUUCGGAGGGAAGCAUUGUUUGGGGUAGGAUUUCCAGGCCGUCCCAGGUCCGAUGUCACUCUGUGCUGUCCCUGCUCAUCCUCUCCUCUGUCCUGCCCUGCCUGCAUCCUCUUCCAGGAUCCCUCUGUAUGUAGCUGGGCCCAGGCAAGGCUGCCCUGCCAUCCCCCAGUGCUCAUCUCUGCUCUGUGGCUUGCUGCUCUGUAGCUCACUGCUCCCUGUCAGCUCUGCACUGUGCAGAAAGUAGCAUGGCUUGCAAGUGGACAGGGAAAAUCACUGUAAGGAUGGAGAUAGCUUGGGGAUCAAGCUGCUGCUUCUCCCCACUUGCUGGCACUUUCCCCAGUUGAAGCCCUUCCAUGUGGGUCUGCAGAGGCUUCCUCUCCAUUUCAUCUUCUCUGUGGCUAAUGGAAAGUGCCAGGACAGUCUGCCUUGGUUGCAUGUAUGCACUGCUGCUCUUGCCCACUGCCCUCGGUGUUUAACACAAGGUGAGCCUAAUGCUCAGAUACUGGCUGCCAGACACCCCACUGCUAGCUCCUGCCAGACUCUGCCUUGCUGCAACAUAUCGGAUGUGGCCACCAGCUCCCAGAAACCUGAGGAAACUUCUGUUGUGAUGCUGAUUUGAUUUCAGACAGUGUCUGGUGACUGCCUGAGCAGUCUUGCCAGCAUAGAAUGAAUUGUUGGUAUUCCUGUCAAAGCAAAAAGCUCCGUGGGUGUUUUAAGUGUGUAUUUGCUCUUCUAAAUCCUUGAAACACAUUGACCCUGUAAAUGGCCACAUCAGGUGAUUCUAAGCAUGUUAAUCCAGCUUCCCUGCCAAGCCGGAGGAGAUAAUCGCAUUGCUCAAGCAUGGGGACACUGUCAAAUGAUGCUGAGUGGCAAGGAUAUCACCAGCGCUGUCAUCGAGCCCCCCUGCAGAGUCCCACUGCUGUGGAUUUGCUGGCCCUUCUUAUCCCACCCCUAAGCAAAAAAAAAGGGGGGCAGAGGGGUGUGUGCGCUGUUAACACUUCUUUCUGUCAUGCUAAACCUGUCCUGGGACUUCCAAGUUGUUGCUUUAAAGAGAAUCUGGCCCCUUUCUGGAAGAUCUUGCAGAGCUGUCAGUGACUGCUCCCUCUGACCGGGGAGGAAAAAAGAUGAAACAGGAAGGCUGGGGCUGAGGGGAGAUAAGGAGCAUGUGUUGGCACAGCUCAAGGGACUCUUCUGUGCUUGCAACCUCAGGCACUCUGUGGUCCCCGCUGACGCCCCGCGUUAUCUGCUGGAUAUUGCAGGGGGUGGCAGGUGCCGUCAGCACAAGCAGCGGCUUUGCUGGAAGUAGGGCAGCCCUCAGGAGAUGCCUUCCUUGAGAGGUGUGUUCUCAGCCUGGGGCAAUGGCUAAACGUCCUUUUGGUGGGACCUUUGACGGGUCUGGUAAAAGCACAGCCCUGAUGUGAGUUAAAUUUGGAGCCUGAAUCCACCAGACCUGGCUCUCGCGGGCUGAGCAUGCAGGGGCUGGAAGCACCGAAGGGGACAGAGCAUGCGGCAGAACAGGUGGUUUAGCCCAAACCUUCUUUAACAAAUGUAAGAGCUAUGCUAGAGCUUCCCUAAUGUCCUGUAUCAGGAUCUCUCAUCUUCCCCAUCCUCCUGUGGUCCGCAGAAAACCUGAGCGGUGGAAACUGUUCGAGGGAAAGGGAAGGGGUUUUUCGCUUCAGAAGACCGACCUCUCGAUUUAUUCUCCCUUCGCUUUCACUCUAAGUGCUUCCUCUGUGCAAGUGGGCAGAGGACUUGCGUGGCUCCGACGCUUGCGAGAAGAGGGAUGGAGCUGCAGCCUGAUCCACUUUCCAUGAAAAAUAACAUCCCAACGCUUCCUAGGCAUAUUAGGAGUCACAGCUUGACACUCAAUGACACUAAAUUAUUAUUGGGGUCCUUUGUAAGUUCUAAUCAUACCCUAAUCUAGGUUAAAAUAUUUAUUUUGUCAAUAUAUUUUCUUUCCAGUGUGUUUUUUAACCUCUUCUGUUAACCCUUCAUGUGCUGAGAUGUAAGAAAUGAAUGGUUUCUAUUUAAAUAUAUCCUUUCGGGUUUUUUAAUUGUUAUGUGUAGAUUUCAGCUGCAUCUUUGGCAGGUGUAAUAGAUAACAAUGUGCUGUACAGAUAUUUAGGGUGUUUAGUAUGUAGGUAAGGCUCAUAGGAGAAUUGCUCAUAAAAACGUAGCAUGGUGUCUCUUAAAGGGAACAACAUAAAUGCAGAGACUGGUCCUUACUGGGACCCUCACGUAGCCUCCCACAUACCUUUCCCCUUCCAAUUAUCACAGCCUCCAUCUCUGAAAUGUGCUGAUCAAAGCCGCUCUGCCAUUUCCAGGGCUGUUUUUACACCUCCAAGCUGAAAAAGGAUUUUAGUGGGGGUUUCUGUUCGUUUGACUUGGUUCAGCUUUUUUUAUGGGAUACAUUGGCUGUUUCCACUUUUAAAUGGAGGAUGCAGCAGAGCUGGCUGAGGUGGCGAGAUGUUUCCCUCCAGUGGUGGAAGAACAGAUCCAGGCGAUGGUUUCAGACCCAGGGCAGGGGUGAUGGUCCCCCUCUGUAAGCUGCUGCAGGAGCUGGGCUCACCCUUCCCUGGCACCCUGGCCAACGCAGCCUGUUCCUGUUCCUCUCUAUUCAAUGCUCUCCUGCUUUCACCCAUGAGGACAGGACUUGCAGACCAGGAGAGCAAACACAGCAGCAUUUUCAACAGUCUUUUUCAUCCGAUGAGUUGUCAAGUCUCUUGCGGCUGCUGGGAGUCCUGUGGAGUGGGAACUGCUUGUGCUAUCUCCAUCCCCAGGCCAGCCUCAUCCAGCUCAGUCAUUGUUUACCUCCUAAAUGCUAACCACAAGGCUUGCGGAGCCUACCCUGGAAAAAAACAGCUCAGGACAGUUAUUUUUAUGGAAAUAAUGAAGCAGGCAAUCAGUGAGUGGAUUUCUAGCUGCCUUGGAGGUAACCCUUCAGCUGCUGGGGGCACCCACCCACCCUUGCCCACCCCCAGAGGAGAGGAGGCAGCAAUCCCCUUGCCAGGUGCCCAGAGGCAUCGCUGGUGCCCGCACAGCACCUUCCACUCGUCCCUCCCAAACUGCAACCUCUGGAGCGGGCUGUGCCCGCCUGCUCCAUCCCCAGGCUGCCAGCCCUGGCCUCCCCACACCGUGCCCCAGGUUGCUCCUCCAUCCAGGAGAGAGGCGAGGUUGCGUUUCACCGAGAGCCGGCUGGCUUUCAAGCGGUGCCGAGCUCCGGUGCUGGUUCUCUUUAGCCCAUGGCAAACCUACGCCAGAAUUCUCACCCUGCUCUGUGUUUUUAUGAGUACAAGCUCCUCAUUCUGUACAUGUUAUUAUGAGCUAUCGUUAACCCUACAAAUGUAACCUGUGUAAUAGCUUCUCUGUAUAUUACAGCUGUAGGCUUUCCAGAUAAAAGUGGAUAAUAUUUAUUUACUGAAGAUAUUGGAUAUUUUUUUGUUUGGGAAUGGGGCAGGGGGAGAAGGGGGACGUAACUGUUUUAAAGAGAUUGACUGUGUAAAGAGAAACAAAAUACACAAAAAGCAAAGAAACCCAACACUAAAAUGUUGCUGUAUUCACAUAGAAAG